AUGGCAGCGAUUCUCAGGGACGAAUUCCACUUAACGAGAUUUAAAUUGACUUUCCCACACCCGGAACCAUUUCAUAAUUUCCUGUGGAAAUGGCCAUCAUGGGGCUUUAUUCUCUACAGAUUCAUUUCUUCAGCAUAUACCCUCUUCGCAUUCAUUCAUUAUUUAGCCACAUGGACGCAUCCUAUGACGUCAGCAGUAUUCCUAGCAACUUGGACAUAUUUUGUGCUGAUGCUUCAUUUCAACUUCUCUCUCGCUGUCUGUGUUUGGAUAUUCAUAAAGGAAAGAAAGCGUGGGAAGUUUACAACUUCCGGUGCAGUUAAAGAUGGCGGAAGUUCGGGUAAUAAUGACAAUGCAGAUAAUGACAGAAGUGAUAAAACUGGAAGUAGUGACGCUAACGUCAACAACAAUACAAAAAAUGUCGAAUCGGGUGUUCAUUCAUUUGAUAUGAAUGAAUUAAAUACCAAAGAGAAGAAUUUUCCUUGGUAUUUGAGUGUGUCGUGGUGUUUAGCCAAUAUGGCGUAUGUUUGUGGUGUCACCACCAGUAUUCUGUUCUAUUUUUUACCAGAUCAAACCUACACUUUCGUGAAUAUUAAUAUCUAUACACUUAACGCUAUCUUUAUAUAUGUUGACUUAUAUCUCAGUGCUAUACCUCUACGUAUUCUUCAUGCUAUUUAUCCUGUUAGUCUUGGGCUGGCUUACGGGCUCUUAAAUGUCGUGUAUUGGGCUGCAAACCCAUCCACAAACAUAGUUUACCACAACAUCUUAAACUGGAACGAACCAACAAAAGCAUCUUUGAUAUUUUUGGGUACUGUUUUAUUAAUCUUGCCAUGUAUUCAGCUGAUAUUUUUCGGUGUUUAUCGCAUGACACUAGGUUCCUUUAAAUGGGUUUACAAACAUCCAUACUAUCUUCAACAGAUGCCUGUUCCGGAAGUGGCGCAAGAUAAAUAA
Messenger RNA from Lottia gigantea (owl limpet), 948 nucleotides. RefSeq lists its product as hypothetical. Gene Ontology annotation, cellular component: membrane. NCBI's taxonomy places the organism in Eukaryota, Metazoa, Mollusca, Gastropoda, Lottiidae. The transcript has 2 exons. The record is from RefSeq and is a predicted model, not a curated record. The coding region runs from base 1 to 948 and encodes 315 amino acids.